AUGAACCUCAGUGAUUACCAAGUUGGUGAUAAUGUUUAAAUUAACUCAGAAGAGCACAAAAAGAAAGUAGUUGGUUGCAUAGAAGAAAUAGAUGAAAGUGACAGAACAUUCACUUAUGGUCUUUAUGUGUAUAGCAAAGAUAUCCCAUUGAAGUAAUACUACCAUGGUAACUUCGAGCUUUUCAAAACAAGCAGUACAUUCAGCGAUAAGUUGGAAAACAUUGAUAGAUGUGUAGAGGUGCUCAAAUUCAAGGAUUAUGUCAUGAGGGAAUAGCCCACUCAAGAGAGACCUUUCUAUGUCAUUAGACAGUAUUAUGAUAUGCAAGAGAAUACCUUAACUCCAGAAGAAUUAAAACCUUGCAUUUGCGAUAAAGUUGUCAAUCCUGAUGAAAAUAUCGUCAUGUGCUUUAAUUGCAAUGAUCUAUUUUAUCAUGAUUUUUGUCUCUAGAUGGGCGCUAAAUGUCAAGGUUGUUCAAGCUUGCUUAAAGAUGAAACUCUUCUAGGAAAGAGAAGUUCAGUUUCAAGUUUGAAUCAACCAGACAUUCCAACUCUAUAGCAAUCAAAGUCAAACGUGAGUUAAAAAAUAGAUGUUGAAGAUGACCUUAAUGAAGAGAUGGAACCUACGAAGUUGAAACUUGAUACAUCUUAAGUCAAGGAGUUUUUUUUAAAAGCAAAAAGAGAAGCUGAAGCUAAAAAAAAAUAGGAGGAGCUUAAAAAAUAACAAUUAAAAUAGUAAAAAUUAUAGAAUGAGAACAAAAUAAAUUAAGCAAAAAAAGAAAAUAAUUUAUAAAAAAAAGAAUCUAGCUCCGCUCUUGAAUUCUCAAAUUUAGGUGCGACUUAAAAUGAAAAGAUUUAAAGCUUAGUGAACAGAUAUAAGAAAUUUAACCCUAUUGGUAACUCAACUGGUCCUGAAAAGAAACGCAUGGAAGUACGUGAGAAGUUUUUUGAAUAUUUAAUUUAUGGACUUAUAGAAUUUGAAGAAAAUGAGAGCAUUUUAAAUGAAGAAGAAAAAAAAAUUUUAUUAUAAGAUUCCUAUGAAAUUGCAAGAAAGUUGGCAGUAGAAAUAGAAUCCAACUUAUUCAACAUUAAUAACUCUCAUAACAAAUAUGCUUUAAAGGAACAAUAUAAAAAUAGAUGUAAGAUUUUAUUCGUGCACUUAAAGGAUCCCUAAAAUUUUAAUUUUAGAAGAAAAAUUUUAAACAAAUAAAUGAAACCAAUACAACUUUGCACAAUUAACGAAUAAGAAAUGUUUAACCCAUUUAAGCUUCAAGAAAUUGAAAAUUAAAAAAUAAAGUUGUUAAAUAGAGAUACCAUUGAUUUGUCUGACAAAAUUAUAAUAUUUAAAACCAAUAAAGGAGAAUAAAUUGUUAAUUAUAGUGAUAAUAAGGAUCAAAUUGAGCUAGAAGAGCAAAAACUUCAAGGAGAAUCUAACUUGAUUUUAAACAAUACUUCUGUUGUUAAAUCAAUUAAUGGAAAUAAUAACAAUCUUCAUCUUAGCAAUAACUUAAAUAUACCUGAUAGCAUGGAAAUUCAAAGUAAUGAUUAGUUGGUCAGUGAAAGCAGCUGUGAAUUAAAAACAAUUAGAAACCCCUUUUUUGAUCAAACACUAGUUGACUCUCUUUCUAACUUAGUUGGACAAUCCGCUUUGAAAAAAAUACAAGACCGUCUCUAUGCUGAUCUACCUGAAAAAGAAGCUAAGUACUUAGCUGAUAGAUUAGUAUCUUGA
Tetrahymena thermophila SB210 is the source of this 1725-nucleotide messenger RNA. RefSeq names its product transcription factor S-II, central domain protein. Gene Ontology annotation, biological process: DNA-templated transcription. The transcript is spliced from 2 exons. Lineage: Eukaryota; Ciliophora; Oligohymenophorea; Hymenostomatida; Tetrahymenidae. Gene Ontology annotation, molecular function: chromatin binding. The record is from RefSeq and is a predicted model, not a curated record.